This is a messenger RNA of Syngnathus acus (greater pipefish), 2595 nucleotides long. RefSeq names its product epsin 3b (gene epn3b). The transcript has 12 exons. Gene Ontology annotation, molecular function: phospholipid binding; clathrin binding. The coding region runs from base 396 to 2303 and encodes 635 amino acids. Gene Ontology annotation, biological process: endocytosis. NCBI's taxonomy places the organism in Eukaryota, Metazoa, Chordata, Actinopteri, Syngnathiformes, Syngnathidae. The record is from RefSeq and is a predicted model, not a curated record. Gene Ontology annotation, cellular component: clathrin vesicle coat; plasma membrane; endosome.
UAAUAAAUCUUUCAGUUAUCCCAGUGAUGAUCCUGGUGAAUCCUGACUCAUUCAUCCUCGCAACAGUCACGACUGUGGGCCGGUGCAGCGCUGACUCUGCACAAAGUAAAACAGACGCCCCCUUCGCACUCCCCUUACUCCACGCGUGUGUGGUAUUGGUGUGUGUCGGUGAGUGAGGUGGGGAAAGGCAGUGGGUGAGCUUCCUAUGCGGAUUUUACAAUUGACUCCCCGCCCGGCUUCCACGCACCAAAACCGUGAUUUAGACAGUCCGGGGGGGUCUUCACCUGGGUCGGCAUUUGUUAUCAACGCUGCGUGUUUCACUGUGGUCACGAGGCAAGGGAGGACAUCAUCUUGGACCUGCAAGGGGGAGAGGCAGUGCGGCGAGGGAAUGAGCAAUGGGAAAGCUUCACCUGUUGAAGGCCUGCUCUUCACUUACGAUCACUCUGACUCCUCCAUCACCUGUCAACAUGACAACCUCAGCCCUGCGUAGGCAGGUGAAGAACAUAGUUCACAACUAUUCCGAAGCGGAGAUUAAGGUUCGUGAGGCAACCUCUAAUGAUCCAUGGGGGCCGCCAUCGUCUCUCAUGUCAGAGAUUGCUGAUUUGACAUUUAAUGUGGUGGCUUUUGCUGAAGUCAUGGGCAUGGUGUGGAAGCGCCUCAAUGACAGUGGCAAGAACUGGAGACAUGUCUACAAGUCCCUGACCCUAUUGGACUACCUACUGAAGACGGGAUCAGAGAGAGUGGCUCAACAGUGUCGAGAGAAUGCAUUCACUAUUCAGACGCUUCGUGAUUUUCAAUAUGUUGACCGUGAUGGCAGAGACCAAGGGGCCAACGUCCGAGAAAAAUCGCGCCAACUGGUGUGUCUUCUCCGGGAUGAAGACCGUCUUCGUCAAGAGAGAACUCAAGCUCUGAAGACUAAAGAGCGAAUGGCCGGUGGAGCGGGUAGUGGCGGAGGGGCCAUGUAUGGAGGAAUACCCUCAUCCUAUCACCCGGGCAGGCGGACUAGCCAGCCCAGCAUGGCUGCACUCUAUGGGGAAGAGUUAAGCCGCUCCAGAGGUUCUCCAUCCUCCUUCAACUGUGAGCGUUCAGUCGAUUCAUUACACUGCGUUGGGGUUUUUACGACAUUAGCAGCCUCAUCUUCAUCUCCUCGAGAUGCCUCUGAGCUGGAACAGGCUCGACCACAAACCACUGGGGAAGAAGAGCUUCAGCUCCAGCUGGCUUUAGCCAUGAGCAGAGAAGAGAAUCAGAAGAAUCUGAUGUGCUCACUGAUGAUGUCAAAGAUGCCAACCCUGCAGGAGCGGCGCUGUCGCCAAGGAGACGUGUCUGUCCUGCAGAAGGUCGUGAUUGAGAGCAGGAGAGCCAGCCAGUCAGGGACACAGGAGUCGACAAUGCUGGACCUUGUAGACGUCUUUGGUGCAUCCUCUGAAAGGCCACCUCCGCCUGGUGACCCCUGGGACGCUGCCCGGCCUUCCUGUAACAUCACUUCUGACCCUUGGGAUUCUGUAGCCGUCCCAUCCUCGAACGCUGCUAAUCCAUGGGCCCCUUGGGCCGACUCGUGCAGAGAGCCAUGGGAGGCGGUGCCCACCUGCAACCCUCCAGUCAAUCACACGUGGGAAAGAUCAAACGAGCACGAGAGUGAUGGGACAUAUAUGGAGAGUCCACAUGAAACGGAGAAGCCUCAGCAGGAUGUUCCUCAAUUGUCUUCUUCUCAGCCAGAGAGUCAAACAGAUUCUGAAGUACGUGAGACUGAAGACAUGUUCUGUGGAGCAGCAGAUGAUCCAUUCAGAAAUGAAGCUCCGGUGAAACCUCAGCUCAAUGGUCGGGACUCAGACAGUCCAGAGAUGAUGGAUCCGUCUCGACUCGCACCGCCUGUAAGCACUACGCCACGUAUGUGUCAGACCCCUGAAGCCUUUCUUGGACCUACGGGGGCCUCAUUGGUCAAUUUGGACACACUGAUACCCCCAACUCCGCCAAGCAAGGCGCACAACAACCCCUUCCUCUCAGGUCUGAGCAGUCCAUCUCCUACCAACCCCUUCCACUGUGACCAGCCUCGCCUUACCCUCAACCAAAUGCGCCCAUCCUCGACAUCUCCGCUGCCCCCGCACAUGCUGUCCUACAGUCCGUCACUUCCACUACCUCUCCUUCACAGAGGGUCAACUCUUCCCUCUUCGCAGACCCAGCCUCCCGCCAGACUUAUGGACCUUCCCUCCAACCUUCUCCAACCAAUGCUCCCCCUCUCUUCGCAGCCCAUGGCUAACAUUCAAUCCCAAGCACAGACACAGAACCACAACCCGUUCCUCUGAGACUUCAUUUGCUUUUGCCAUUUGCACACUCUGGACUAUAACUUGAGCCGGAACCAGAGUCAAGAUCUUAUUAAAUGUCUGUGUGCACACAUGAAAUGGAUCAAACAUCGACUGGAAAUUCAGCAAGCCUCAUGAUAUUGCAGGAACGUUUUUGUCGAGGUAUCUUCAAAUCUAUAUUACAGUGCACUUCUGUCCCUGUCCAUCUAAUUUCAUCAAAAUGCUUAUUGCAGCAUUAAUAAUGCUAUGGUUACAAUAGCAAAACUGUCCAUUGAUAAAUUGUUCACUAAUUUGA